CAAGAAUAGGUCUAUAUGGCAAAUAUGGCAAACACACAUACUGAGGACACGGCAUUUGCUUUCCGCGAUGAAGACUUUAUCCUUGAAGACUACAGUGAUUACCCUCAUGGCUUCUGCAGCCUUCAAAUUGAAAAUCUAUUCCCACGAGCUAGAUUCCCAAUGCUCCGCAAAGAAACUCCUGUCACUGAUAACGCAUACACACUAAUUGAACCAGCCCUCCUCCUCGCCUCGCGAAUUAUAAUCCAACGUUGGGAGUCACUCCGAAUAUUUGUCCGGCGUCAGCACCAUAGCCCUAUAGAAGGGUGGCUUGAUUCAGGUGGAGAGCUUGAACUAUCAAAGGAUGAAGUUAUCAGUCAGGUCAAAAAUGUGAUGCCUGACAUUGACUUUGAUCCUGACAUGGAACCAAAUUCCUGCUCUUUCGCGCAAACAACUCUCCGCCCCAAUGUUGCAUCAGAUUUGAUUGUCUUAGACUACAAUCUCAUUCGUCUUCUCAAGGAUUGUGGGCCGAGAGACAGUCAAAAACUCGCCGCUCUCUUCUUCCUAGCAGUAUUGCUAUGCCAUGAAUUAGCCCAUGUACUGGAAUUCCAAUGUAUUCACGAAGGCAGACUACGCCCUGACGGCAAGCCGUUCGAAACUCCUCCUGGAAUCACAUGUCGCGAAGCUGGUACUGGUUGGGAAACGCGUGCAUUCGGAGGUCGAAUCUAUCCGGUCUGCAAAGCAGAAAAUUCUUUACUUCAAAUUCGUGGCAUCUGCAUUAACAGCAGCGCUUGGAACUUUGAAAUGAUGAAGGUGAAUGAGAGCUGGAUCCGUCGACUGUUUUCUGAUGAGCACUGGAUCAUGGAUACACACCCUUUGCGGCCGCCCAUUGAUGUAUAUGUGCGCCAUGCAUUCCUUGAAGAUGAGCUGCUUGACAGGCAUCUGGAGUCUCCCUUGAAAAGAAAGAUGCGUGGAAGUGAUGUGCAUGUGGAAAUGCAAAGCCCGACGAAGAAGCGUAGGGUUAUUGAGACAAUGAAAAUUUGCGGGAGGAAAAAGGUGAAGAUAGGUUAUUGA
Molecule: messenger RNA, 1050 nt
Organism: Coccidioides posadasii C735 delta SOWgp
Lineage: Eukaryota; Fungi; Ascomycota; Eurotiomycetes; Onygenales; Onygenaceae
Source: RefSeq, a predicted model, not a curated record